CCCAUUCCCAUUCCACGCAUUCCAAUUCCAAAAAAAAAAAAAAAGCCCAUCUCAAAAUUCGAUUCCAAUUCCAGUUCGUCUCGCUCGCCGCCAAAUCGCCCCCUCGCUGCCUCCGUCUCGCCUCGCCGGCGGCAAUGGAGUGGCUGGACGAGUACGAGAAGCUGGUGAUCAGGAUGAACACGCCGAGGGUGGUGAUCGACAAUGCUGUGUGCUCGACGGCGACGCUCGUCCAGGUGGACAGCGCGAGGAAGACGGGGGUGCUGCUCGAGGCGGUGCAGGUGCUCGCCGACCUCGACUUGUCCAUCAACAAGGCCUACAUCUCGUCGGAUGGGAGGUGGUUCAUGGAUGUCUUCCAUGUGACCGACCGCCUCGGUUGCAAGCUCACCGACGACAGCGUCAUCACCUACAUCGAGCAGUCUCUGGGGACGUGGAACGGGCCGGCGCGGCCGGCGGCGCUCGAGGGGUUGACGGCGCUGGAGCUGACGGGGGCUGACCGGACGGGGCUCAUCUCGGAGGUGUUCGCCGUGCUCGCCGACAUGGACUGCGCCGUCGUGGAGGCCCGCUCGUGGACGCACCGCGGCCGCCUCGGCUGCCUCGUCUUCCUCCGCGACGAGGAGGCCGACACCGAGAGGAUGGCGCGCAUCGAGGCCCGCCUCGGUCACCUCCUCCGCGGCGACUCCACCGGCGCCGGCGGCGCCGUGGCCGCCGUCCCCGCCGCCGCCGUCGCGCACGCCGAGCGCCGCCUCCACCAGCUCAUGUCGGCCGACCGCGACCAGGAGGAGCGCGCGGCGGCGGCGGCGGCGGCGUCCCCGACCCCCGCCGUGUCCGUCCAGAGCUGGGCGGAGCGCGGGUACUCGGUGGUCACCGUCCAGUGCCGCGACCGCCCCAAGCUGCUCUUCGACGUCGUCUGCACGCUCACCGACAUGGACUACGUCGUGUUCCACGGCACCAUCGACACCACCGGCGACCAAGCGCACCAGGAGUUCUACAUCCGCCACGCCGACGGGAGCCCCAUCAGCUCCGAGGCCGAGCGCCACAGAGUGAGCCAAUGCCUCCAGGACGCCAUUGAACGGAGAUCACUAGAGGGAGUGAGACUGGAGCUGUGCACGCCGGACCGGCCGGCGUUGCUGUCGGAUGUCACCCGGACAUUCAGGGAGAACGGGUUGCUGGUGGCGCAGGCGGAGGUGUCCACCAAGGGCGACAUGGCCUCCAAUGUGUUCUAUGUCACCGACGCCGCUGGCCACGCCGUCGAGCAGAGCGCCAUUGAUGCCGUGAGGCAGAGGGUUGGCAUGGACUGUCUCGUUGCCAGGGAGGAGCACCGGCCGCAGCUCUACCAGAAAGCUGGGCCGCGCGACGCCGUCGAUGGCAAUGGCGGCGGCGGCGGCAUUGGGCUGUUCUACCUUGGCAACUUCGUCAAGAGGAACCUGGUCAGCUUGGGAUUGAUCAAAUCGUGCUCGUAGACAUGAAAACAAAAUGGAGAAUCCAACAAGAACACAACAAAUUCAGUCGAGACAGCUUGUUCAUCUUGCUUGCUGCUACUGUUGUACGUACAACAUUCUGAAACACAACAUGAAAGGUGCAGAAGUGGCUGAUGAAAUCUCAGGCAUGUCACAUUCGGAUCAGGAAACAGAGAUUGCAAGAUUGGUGACAUACAUCCAUUAAUGGAGAAUCAAGAUCCAUGGUAGCCAAGCAAGAGUUGCCCAAGGGAGGAGGAACAAGAUGAUACUAGAGUACUAGAGCCUAGAGCCUAGCAGUAGAAAAGUUGGGAGAGCUAUGUACAUAGGGGGAAUUUGAUGCUGUUAGUGGUACUAGUGUGUAGUGAGUGCAUUCAUGAUGUUCUUAGGUAGAGACAGUAGACAAACAAUGGAAUUCCAGGACGGUUGGUUAUUCUGUACUGUGCUGUUUUUCUGCCCUUCUUUGGCAAAACAAAAUUCUUUGGGUUCGUUAGCUUUGCUU
Messenger RNA from Oryza sativa Japonica Group (Japanese rice), 1956 nucleotides. Its product is annotated as ACT domain-containing protein ACR8. The record is from RefSeq and is a predicted model, not a curated record. Lineage: Eukaryota; Viridiplantae; Streptophyta; Magnoliopsida; Poales; Poaceae.